AUGCCAUUUGUCCAGGUUGUGGGUAUGACGUCGACUGGGAAGUCUUUUUGUAUCGCACAUGCCGUUAUUUGUAAAGAACGAAGGGGUAACUACGUGUGGGUGCUUGAGCGGAUCAAGUCAAUAUUGCAUGAAUCUAGAAAGUGCAAGUCAGGGUUCGAUAAAGAAGAUUGGGGGAAAUUUAUGUCGUACUGGCGGACAUUGUGCGAAUCUUCAUCAGAGCCCAUGUACAAGUACAACUUGGAGAAAAUGUAUAACCGACUCGUGGUUGCCAACCGAGAAAGUGUCUAUGAUUACGUCUACGAAAACUGGCUCAAAGACUAUAAAGAAAUGUUCGUUUAUGCGUGGACCGAUAAGUGUCGCAACUUUGGUCAGCGCACCACCAACAGAGUUGAGAGCCAGCACGCAAAUUUAAAAAGAUACAUUACGCGCGGGAGUUCAUUGGAGCGAAUAGCAAGAUGCAUCAUUGAUAUAGUUGAAACUCAGUACGAUGAAAUACAAAAAAGUUUCACUGAGAGCAUCGAAAAAACGAUGAACCACCACAGACACCGAAUGUUGGACAACCUACGUGGAAAGGUUUCCCAUGAAGCACUUGAUUUGCUGGAAAAAGAGCUACUGAGGAAGAUGGAUGUGUUGCGGAAACUUAGAAAAAUGGAGGAAAUGGAUUUCGAAGGAGAUAUUCCGGAGCAGCCGCAGCGGAAACGGCGGGCGCGUCCACCGCCGGAUCCUCUAGAGAAUCACCCCUAUUUGGAGUUUCCGGACGAGUCCGAGGCUGCUCUCCGUUGCGAGAAGCUUCGGAAGAUGCAUAUUGGUGAACAUUUUGCGGUUUCGUGGAAAACCCUCCGGAAGCUUGAGGUUGAAGAUUGGGUGCGGGGGUUUGUUCCCGUUGAUUCACCGUGGGAUCGUCUGUUUGAGCUAUCGUUUACGCCGACCUACAGGGAGAUACUAGUCGAGUUUCUAUCGUCGUUCGAGUUUCAUCCUCGUCGGCCAAAUGAGGUUGUGGACCCCGCGCAGCCCCCUCCCCCGCCCGAGGUUUCUUUUCGCAUGGCUGGCCAGGCGCGCGAAAUGUCACUUGCACAGUUUGCGGUGCAUAGCGGUUUGUAUACGGAGGCUGAGAUUGCUACGGAUCUUUAUACGAAGGGGCUCGUAAUGAUUGAUAAACCCACGCUAUUAGGAUUUUGGGAUCUGAUCGCGGACAUCCGUCAUUGGGACCACCACCAAUCCAAGGGGAGGAGUACGCUGAUUGAGGAUCCGCUCUUCAGGUAUUUGCACAAGAUGAUUUCCACUUCGAUCACUGCUCGAAACAAAAGCCGGGAGUGGUGUACGAGUGGUGACUUGUUCUUUUUAUAUUGCCUCUUAUACAAGAGGCCGUGCGCUCUCGCCUACGGGUUGGCGCAGUAUUUCGCCUCCGCGCAUCAUCGACAGGAGCGCGGAAUGCUAUUCGGCGGCGCCUACGUGACCAAGAUAGCCCAUUCGUUGGGCUAUCAUCCGGAGAACGACCGCGGCCGUGUAGGCCCGGCGACACAGCCAAAGCGGAUGGGGAUGAACACAGUAAACGGGAUGCAAAUUACCAAAGACUUUCCAUGCGGGAAGCGGUUAAAGAAACUGGACGGCACGCAAUACCAGCUUACGGAACUGCCAGAAGACUUCCCUCUGAUUUAUCCCCCGCACGAUCCGGAGCCGCCGCAGCCGCAUGUGCCGGCCGCCGUUAUUCCGCAGCCACCACAGCCGCGUGGACCACCCGGGGCGCCCCAGUUCCCACGCCAUGUUUGGCCCGGUGCUGACCCGUCACAUGAGCGGCUGCUUCGAAACGUUGAAAGAAACAAUUAUUUGUUAGAGUGUGUGGCUGCGGCGCUGCAGCAGCAGCGACAGCAUGACGGGUUACCUCCACUAUCCUUCAUUGCGGAUGCGGACUGGGAUCAGCAGCAGCAGCAGCAGCAGGAGCAGCAGCAGCAGCAUCAGGAGCAGCAGCAGUAG
Molecule: messenger RNA, 1974 nt
Organism: Helianthus annuus (common sunflower)
Lineage: Eukaryota; Viridiplantae; Streptophyta; Magnoliopsida; Asterales; Asteraceae
Exons: 6
Coding region: 1-1974 (657 amino acids)
Source: RefSeq, a predicted model, not a curated record